This is a messenger RNA of Dermatophagoides farinae (American house dust mite), 7196 nucleotides long. The record is from RefSeq and is a predicted model, not a curated record. Lineage: Eukaryota; Metazoa; Arthropoda; Arachnida; Sarcoptiformes; Pyroglyphidae.
AUUUUAAUAUUUCAUGUUUUGAUGAAGAAAAAUUUACAUUCGUCAACAAAAUGUGCCAUAAUCGUUUUCGUUUUAAAUCUAUCAAAGACAUUCAAGCAUAUCAACAAUUUCAGAAAUGUCUCAAAAUUUUACAUAAUCAACAGAUUCAAAAUCCAGACAAAAGUGAAUCAUCUUGCCAGUGAUUGUGUCUUGUUAUUUGAUGAUUAUUUUACUGGCAAGAUUUCAUAUGAAAAGUUCAACGAACUAAUGGCAAAUCAAACAAAUGAUAGUGAUUUGAAAAUCAAAGCCAAAGCUAUGAAUAAACAAUGUUUAACUCUAUCCAAAUUGUUCUCAUCACAACGUUAUCUUGAUCUUUAUAUGAAUAAAUCGACCAAUGCUAAUGUUAAUGUUUUCAAUGAUUCAUAUGAAAUAUUUUUCAAUCAAUUCAUUCAAUAUGGAAAAUAUACUGAUUUAUUUGUUGAAAUUUUACUCAACAUAAAUAACGAACUAAACAUGGCAUCAAUCAUUCAUUCAUGUUCAGAAGACAAUCUUGAUAAUAAUCUUGUGGAAGAAAAUAAAUUUUUCAUAAAUGACAAAAUCAAACAGAAUAUUACCUGCGAACAUAUUCCAUUGAUAUCGAUAAUAUAUUUUAGCCAAAUGAAUAAUGAUGAUGAUUCGAUUGAAAAAUUUUAUUGGAAAAAAUUGACUCGAAAAUUUUAUAUUGAUCUCAUUUUUUCAAAUUAUUUCCACAUGAAAAAUAAUCGACAUCAACUUUUUGAUCGUUUUGUAUGGCUUAGCGAAAUGUUUGACGAUUAUAUCAAACAACAUUCAAACAAGAUGGCAGAUUUUAUUCAAAAUGAAAAAAUCAGAAUUUCAAAUCAAAAUCAACUAGCACAAUGUUAUAAAUUAAUUUUGAUUGGCUAUACUAUUGCUAAUCAUACUAAUCCAGAUUAUCCUAUUGAUCCGAUCGUGAGAUCUCAAGCUAAAUUAGACGAUUAUCGAUCACAAUCAACCAUAAUUAACGAAGAAUUAAAACUAAGACGGUCCAUUUAUAAACAAAUGUAUAUCGAACAUAAUGAUCAAUUUUUCAAUUGUAAUAUAUUUCAAAAAUUACAAUUGAAAUUAGAAGAAUUCAAUAAUCGUAUAACUCAGUUACAGGAAUCGAUUCAUUAUCGACAAUCAUCUGAACAUUAUUUCAAUCUUAUCUCAGAAAUAAAACAAUUUCAAAGUACAAUAUUCAAUUGGAAUAAUUUGUUUCAAAUUGUAAAAGAUUCGGAACAUUGUUAUUCCGAUCCUAAUGCUAAAAUUAUUGCCAAAUGUUUGAUGUAUUGUCAAUCGAUUAAUGAUUUUUUAAAAUAUCUACAUGAAAACUAUCUAGAUUAUCAAGAUUUAACCACACCAUUUAUGACAGGAAUUUUAUUAGUAAUCAAAGGUCUUCAAUCAUUGAUUUAUCGACUACAAUCACGUUCGAAUACGAAACUUUUGUUUCAUUCUUUUCAAAUGUCAACAAUAGAACAAAUGUUUGAUCUAUUCUCUAGAUUUGUCACCACUGCUUUACCAUCGGAAAUUUGUUCGUUCAUCUUCAAGAAUAAUGUUAUCGAAAUUUUGCAUAAAAUUUAUCAGGAUUUAAAUCUGAAAACAAAAUCACUAUUGCAAAAUUUAUUGCAAUCAAUAUCAUUGGAAAUUCAAAAUUCACUUUAUUUACAAGAAGAUAAUCGUUCAGAAAUUUUGAACGUUUACUUUGAAAUAAUAGACUCGUUUGUAAGCCAAUAUCAAAAAAUAGAAAUGAAUAAAGAUUUGGAAGAGAUUCGUAAAAAUGCUUUGUUUCAUAUUAAACUUGAUGAUAAUAAUGAUAGUCAAGAAUACAUUGAAACUAAAGUCGAUGAAUUAUUUCCAUCUUUUGAAAAUCGAUAUCAUAAAUUUCUUGAUCCAUUUGAAAAAAGAAUCGAAUCUGAUCAUGUCAAAAUUAAUAUGAGCGAAGAUAAUUUACUUUUUAUUGCUCGUUCUCAUAUGCAUAUGGUCCAAUUAAUGGAACAGCAGCAGCCUACAGCAAUGGAAACGACAAAUUUCAAUCAAUCGUAUUUAAUUCGUUACAAAAUCAUAGCGACAAUAUUGCAAAAAACAAUGGGAUUUUUUGAUAAUGAAAAUAUUGAACAAAAUCUAAUUGAUGGCCAUUUAUUGCUUAUGAAAAAUUCGAAUCAUGAAACUGAUUCAACUAUGAAAACAUUGAAUAUUUAUCAUUCCGGUAUUGAAUCUCAAACUGAAAAAUGUUUCAUGGUUUUGGAAAAUCUACGAUUAAAAAUUGAAACGGAUUUAUUACCCGAAUUUGAAAAUCAUCCUGUUCUAAUGAAAUUGAUUGAAAUCAUCAAACAUGUGUACGAGAUCAAAGCGAAUUCGUCGUUAAUGUGUUUGGCUACCGGAUUAGAAUUGAUUUUAAAGACAAGCGAAGAUUGGCAAUUGAUUGCACACCGUGGUAUUAGCUUGGUUGAAUAUCUUAAUCAAAUAACUGAAAUUUUGGUCGAUUGGCGAAAAAUGGAAAUCAACUAUUGGCUUAAAUGUUUGGAAACUGUUUCGGAAAAAAUUGAUGAAAAAGAAUUGUCCAUUUGGUGGUUUCGUUUUCAUACUAUAAUCAACGAUUUUUUAAAACAAAAUGAAUCUGAUUUUGAAAAUGUAAAACAAUUUAUAAAUACGGUGAAGAAAUUCAUUGAAAGUAGUUCAUUAGGUCAGUUCCAGAUACGGCUUAGAAUUAUCAAAGUUUUCAUUUAUUAUCUUAAACAUACAACGAAUAUUGACGAUCAAUCAAUGACUAUUUGGAUCGCAUUAGAAAAUGUUUAUAAUUUUUAUAAUCAUUUCUCACCAUCUAUUUUGAAACAAAUUUCCAUUGAAAAAACAAAGAUUGAAAAAGAAAUCAAAGAAUUUGUCACCAUUUCCAAAUGGAAUCCAAAUAAUUUUUGGUCAUUGAAAGCAUCAUUGUCACGAUCGAAAAAACAGUUAUAUGGUUAUGUCAAAAAAUAUGAAGAAUUCUUAUCGCGACCAUCGUCAUCAUUGUUUCAAUUCGAAAAAAAAUUACCCACAGAACAAUCCUUAUCGUGGAAAACUAAUUUUGCUAAAAUACUAAAAUCAGAUGACAAUUCAAUCAUCAAUAUUGAUGAUGUUACCGCUGAGCAACAUUUACGGCAAUAUUCAUUCGUCUCGAAAUCACAAUCCUAUCAUAAAAAACUUGUAAUGAUUGCUCGAAAAAUCAAAACAAAAGGCGUCAAUUUUUCCGAAAAUAUCGGUGAAUAUGAAGAUUUCAAUAAUUCUUUAAUCGAUUGUAUUGAUCAAUAUUCGAAUUUGACUCCGACCGAAACCAAAGAUUCAAUAAUAAGAAAAAAACAGAUUUCACAGAUCCAGAAUCAAAAACGAAGAGCAUUGAGUGAUUUGUUCAAAAAAUUAUCACAAUCUGGUAUACGAUUUCGAAAAGGCAUUGUACAUUUUGAAAAUGGAUUUGAUUUAAAUGACACAAUUUUUUCUGAAAAACCAUUACAACUUGAAGAGGGUUCGCCAAUAUUUUUCCUUGACACUAUUAAAUCAUGCAACGCUUAUUACUACAAAAGUUUAUCUGGCUAUGCAAUGAUUGUCAGUUUGUUGGAAAAACCUAAUCAACAAUUAACCAUAGACAUGAUUGAUCGUAUCAAAGGAAAUGUUGUUCAUUUGGCUGAUAUUGUCAAUAAAAAACGAAAAAUAAUUGGUAAACGUAUGGAACAAUUUAAUGUAUUGAAAAAACGGCUAAUACAAUUGCAAAAAAGUUAUGAUCCAAAUGAUCGUAUGAUUAUAACCUGUUUGAAAUACGCUCAAGAAAUGAUAAAUAAAAUCAAGAAUUUAAUUUUAAAAUUUCAAUCAUUCACAAUUCGUUUGAAAGAAAUUGUUUCUUCAUUCAAUGCAAGUGAUGAAAAUGAAAAAUAUUUGAAAAUUUCAAACAAAAUCAAUUUAAUCAUUGAAAACGUUCGACAAAUAUCAAGUCAAAUUCAACCUUUAAAUGAAGUCGUCAUUUUUACUGAAUCUCGAUUGACUAUUGUUAAAUCCUCUGUUAUUUUAUUGAAGCAACAGGUUGAAAAUCUAUUCUCAAUUUUAAAUGAAGAAUGUUCAGAUAUCAUGAAAUUAUAUGUCGAAGAAUUCAUUUUCUUUCAAAAAGAAAUCGCAAAUCUUGAAAAAUAUCUUCAUGAAAUUCAAACCGAUACAUCGCUUACUUCAAAUCAAUUGGUCAAUGAAUGUGAUAUGCUGUUGAAGAAUAUUCUUUUGUGUUUUGAGAAAAUAUUUAAAUAUCUUAAUGAUUCGAAAAAUAUGGCCAUAAGCAAAGAAAAUAAAACAAAAUUUAUUAUGCAUUCAAUUACCAACGUCAGAAUUUUGAAUUUAUUUAAUUCUGACCAAAUCAUUCGAUUAGUCGAUAAAUUUUUCGAGAAUUUCAACAAUAAAACCUGUAUUGAAUUGAUCAAAAUUUAUGUACCGUUUUUCUCGCAAUACAUCGAUCUCUAUCAAUGUUUUCUUUGUAUUGCUAUUGGUUCGUUGAAAACAUCAUCCAAAUUAUUACAUAUCAUCAUGUCUUUGUCUUGCGAAUUGUUGGCUAAUGGAUUUUGUCUACCACCAGAUACUUGUGAUGAUGAUAUACAACAACAGCAAGGAGAGCAGCAAAAAAAUAUCGAUAAUGCCGGCUUUGGCGAAGGAAAUACUACAUCCAACGCUAAAGAUGUUUCCGAUAGGCUAGAUUGUCAAGAUCAAUUGGACGAUCUAAAAAAUGAUGGUGAAGAAGAUCAACAAACCGAAUCUCAAAAUAAAAAUGAAGAUAAUGGUAUUGAAAUGGAUGAUGAUUUUGUUGGCCAAGAAUAUGGUGCUGAAGAAGACCAGAAUGACGAAAAAUCAGAUGAUGAAGAAAAUGAUGAAAAUGAUGAUGAUCUAGAAGAGAGAAUGGGUCAAGUAGAUGAAGAUGAACAAGUUUUGGAUGAAAAAUUAUGGGAUAACGAUGAUGAUGAACUUGAAAAUGAUGAAAAAGACCACCAAGAAAAAGAUGAACAAAAUAAUAGUCAAAUGACGGGUGGAAAAGAAGAUUUUGAUUCAAGCAAAGUAGCAAGCAGUGAUAAUGAUCAGUUGAAAUCUCAAAAUAAUGAAUUAGACCAGAAAAAUGAAAACGAUGUUCUACCCGAAGAUAAUGAUAUUGAUGAUCAAGGUCCAAUAAAUGAUGAUUAUCAAAAUACAGAUGAUGACGAUUCUAAACAGAACCGUGAUGAAAAAGAAAAUAUAAACCAAAUGGUAUUACCAGAUGAUUUACAAAUUGACAUGGACGAUGAUGGCAGCCAAGAGAUGGAGAUGGAGAAUGAAAACAUGGAAAUAUCUGAUGAUCAUGAUGAUGAAAAUGACGAUGGUGAUCCAAAUCUGGAAACUAAUGAUAUGGUUAAUGAGAAUGAGGAAGCUACUGAAGAAAAAACAAACAACGAAGAUAUCGAUAGAUCAAAAAGCGACGAUAUAUUACCUGAAAAUGAAAAUGAAGAUGAAAAUCCAUUAACGGCAGUCAAUACGGAAAACCGGAACAUGGAUUCUACAAUUUAUCCGAAUGUUGAUGACGUUGUUCAAAAUAACCAAGAAUGUCCUGAUAACGAACAAGUCGAUGAAAAAUUCCAGAAUCAGCAACAAGUUUCUCAACGUUCCUCAUCACAUAACGAUGGAAAAUUAACCUCUCGAAAUAUGAAUGAACAGCAAAUCAAUAAUGAUGAUGAAGAAAAAUUUUCAAUGCUUAAGAAGAAGAAAAAUCGAUCUAUGGUCGACGAAAAUAUUGACGAUUUUUCGAAUACUAAACGACAGAAAAUGACAAACGAUUCAAAAAAAGACGAUCAAUUAGAUUCUAGAAAUGAAAAGGUAGAACAAACAGAUCUAUUUCGCCAUGUAGAAAAUAAGGCUUUGGCUGAUAAUAUGGCUUACGAUAUUGAUUAUGGACAACAACAAGAUGGUACGAAAAAUCAAACAUCAUUAGAACGAGGAGUAAACCUCAAUGAUGAUGAUGAUGAUGAUGAACGCAUGGAAUCGAAUGAAAAUGAUGAGAUGGAUAAGAUAAAUAGUAAUAAUAAAAAUGAUCUUAACAAAACAAACGGAGAAACAAAUAAUGAAAAUGAUUCUAAUGAAGAAAAAAUGAUUGAAGGAGAAUUCAUAAUGACUUCAAAUGUAGCCCAUCACCAGGAAUCAUCAUUUCAUACGAUAAUGGAUGAUCAAAAUCAAGCAAUUGAAAUGCAAGAGGAACAUUCAUUUUUACCAGUUGAUGAUACGAUCCAUGCAUUAUCUUCUGAAUUGAUUGAUAAUCAAUUUCUAUUGGAAAGUGAAAAAAGAAUCGAACCUUUGUUAUAUGAACUUUGUAAUCAACUUCAAUUGGUACUUGAACCCACCAAACGUUCCAAAUACAAAGGUGAUUUCAAAAAUGGCAAACGAUUAAAUAUGCGUAAAGUUAUUGCUUAUGUUGCUAGUCAAUUUCGCAAAGAUAAAAUCUGGUUAAGAAGAGUUAAACCAAGUAAACGACAAUAUCAAAUAUUGAUCGCUAUUGACGAUUCGUUGAGUAUGUCGGACAAUCAAUCUCGUAUGAUGGCAUUCGAUUCUUUGAUUUUGCUUGGUAAAUCGCUUUCAAUUAUUGAAUCUGGCCUUUUAUCAGUGGCUAGUUUCGGUGAAGAAACCCGUAUCGUACAUCCAUUUGGUGAUCCAUUCACUGAUCAAACUAUACUUAAAAUAUUUAACAAGCUACGAUUUGAUCAAACACGAACUAAAACAAACGAAUUAUUGAAAUGUUCAUUAUCAAUGUUUUCACAAGCUAAACAUCUUUUAUCUAAUUCUUCGACAUCAAAUAUCCACCAAUUAUUAUUGAUUGUUUCCGAUGGACGUGGCAUAUUUAGCGAAGGAGAAUCGAACAUUCGAUCAUCUAUUAUUCGUCUUAAAGAAAUUGGUGUAUUCACUGUUUUCAUUAUCAUUGAUAAUCCUGCACAUAAAAAUUCUAUUUUGGAUAUUCAAAUUCCUGUUUUCGAUGCGAAUGGAACGAUGAAAAUUCAAUCGUACAUUAGCAAAUUUCCUUUUCCUUAUUAUGUUAUAUUGAAAGAUAUUCAUUCAUUACCAAUGAUUCUUGGUGAAGCAUUACGACAAUGGCUAGAAUUAGUCGCAUAUAAUGGCUAAUUAUUUUUUAAAAUUUAAAAUAAUAAAAUUUUUCA